Ochotona princeps (American pika) is the source of this 1198-nucleotide messenger RNA. RefSeq names its product B9 domain containing 2 (gene B9D2). Lineage: Eukaryota; Metazoa; Chordata; Mammalia; Lagomorpha; Ochotonidae. The coding region runs from base 436 to 963 and encodes 175 amino acids. The record is from RefSeq and is a predicted model, not a curated record. The transcript is spliced from 4 exons. Gene Ontology annotation, cellular component: MKS complex. Gene Ontology annotation, biological process: cilium assembly.
AAGCUAAUUUUUGCGCAUUUUUAAAAACAGGCGGCCGCGCCAACUUCCUUUGGCCACACUCAAGAUGGCACCUGCCCAGCCACGCCCCCAAUGGCGGAGCCCCGGGCCUUGGCGGGCGAGACGCUCGAUUUUCCCAAAAUGGAGUGAGAGAAAAACCCGUGUCCAUCACAGACAGCGUCGCCCCACCCCUCGAGGACCGCCAGCACCCAAUAGGCGACGCGAAGGGCGGCUGCGAGGCCAGGGGAGGAGCCCGCUGUUGUCCCAGCAACGCGACAGAGUCCCAGCGAGCUGGCCGCGCAGGUUUGGCGCCUCAGGCCUGCGGCGGUGCGGAAGGUUCUAGAAGAGCCGCGAGGCAGGCCUGGCCGGCGCCCGCCCAGAGGACGAGCUCGACCCGUGCAUCCCGGGCGCUCCUAACCGUUCAGCGCGCCGAGGGCCAUGGCUGAGGUGCAUGUCAUCGGACAGAUCCAGGGGGCCACCGGUUUCUCGGAAAGUAGCCUCUUCUGCAAGUGGGGCAUCCACACAGGGGCAGCGUGGAAGCUCCUGUCAGGUGUGCGGGAAGGCCAGACGCAGGUGGACACCCCCCAGGUAGGGGACAUGGCCUACUGGUCCCACCCCAUCGACCUGCACUUCGCGACCAAAGGUCUACAAGGUUGGCCUCGGCUGCACCUCCAGGUGUGGUCCCAGGACAGCUUCGGCCGCUGCCAGCUCGCAGGCUAUGGCUUUUGCCACGUGCCCAGCAGCCCAGGCACCCACCAGCUGGAAUGCCCCACGUGGCGGCCCCUAGGCAGCUGGCGGGAGCAGCUGGCACGGGUCUUCGUGGGAGGUGGGCCGCAGCUGCUACACGGCGACACCAUCUACAGCGGGGCAGACCGCUACCGCCUGCACACGGCCGCGGGUGGCACGGUGCACCUGGAGCUCGGCCUGCUGCUGCGCCACUUCGACCGCUACGGUGUUGAAUGCUGAGGGAGCCCCAGCCCUGCGCCCUCAGCGAGGGCCAGGUGGCACCGUGGUCAGGACCGGGGGCCCUGGGGACUGUCAGGCCGCCUGGCCGCAGCCCAGGCAGGCAUGGCGCCACUUGGGGAUCUCGCUAGGACUUCCCGCGCCUCUCAGCUUGGGUCUGUAAAAGGGGGUAGCAGGUACGCCGGCCCACCGGGGGUUGAGUGAAAGGUCCUUAAUAAAGGUGGACGCGUCUCCCAGG